AUGUUGCAAACCAAUUCCAAUAAGCUUAAUAAUUUAGAGAAACUUAUCAAACUUCUCUCAAAAUCAAAUAGAGAUUUUAAUGAAAAUGAAAUCAUUCUCUAAAUAUUAUUAUCAUAUCAAUAUUUUAAAUAUUUUUAUGAUAUCCUUAUUCAACAAUUACCUUUAGAUCGCAUUAUAUUAGUAUUGCUUUUGUAAAUAAUUAGAUGAUGGAUUCAUUAAAAUUAGAAACUUUUAAGGAGAAUUCUCUUAUUUUUUAAGAAAAGGAUCCAUCAAAUUCCAAAAUAUACCUUAUCCUGUCUGGUUCAGUCUAUUUAUUAAGAAAUAAACCUUUGCAAUAAUUUUAUUUUAAUUCUACAAAGUACUAAUAACUCUAUUAAAGUUCAAACUUUUAUAAUAAAUAUGGUUAUAUAGUUAGGGAAUUGAGAUGUGGAGAUGGUUUUGGUGAUAAAAGUUUCUUGACAAAUUAACCAAGAUCCUUAUCAGCAAUAUCAAUUGAAAAAUUACAAUUAUUGAUAUUUGAUAAUUCGUUUUUAAAAGGAUUUGAGUCUGCAAUAAAUUAAUCAUAACUUAAAGCUAAAUCAUUAAUCUUUAAUUUUUUUCCAUCUGUAAUAUAUUUAUGCAAGCUUAGAUUAAAUCAAGUUAUUCUAAUGCCAGACUUGAGUCUAUAUUUUAUAGUUUUUAAGUAAAAAUAAUUUAGAUCUUUUAAAUAGUACAUUUAUUUAGCACGUGAUGAAAUAUUAUUUGAAGAAGGUAAUAAUGGAAAUGAAAUUUACAUAUUAUAAUAAGGAAAUUGUAUGAUUCAAAAAAGGUUUCAAAAUGAAAAUAUUUCAAUUACAAUUUAAGAUAAUAAUUGUUUAUUUGGAGAAGAGAUAUUUUUUUGUUAAAAAUAUGAUUAUACUAUUAAAGUCUAAUCUAUUUAAGCAUGUUUUUUAAAAAUCAAGAUUUAAGAUUUUGUAACUUUUCUUCCUGAUGAAUGUAAAAAAGUGUUGAAAUAACAUUAUGAUAUUCAUAAGAAUGAUAGAUUUCGUUUAUAUUAAUUGGCAGUUGAAAGGAAUUAAAAAUAACUAGAAGUUUAAAGAUUAAAAUUGGAGUAAAAUUUAGAAUUUAAUAUAUUAGAUCUAAGUAAUCUUAAAAAUUACAAAAAUAAUUAAAUAUGUAAAGUUAUUCAUAGAGUGAAACAGAAUUAUAAAUGAGAUUUGACAAGGACAUUUCAAAUUUUAGAAAUUUUAUAUCUGUUAGAACUAGUUCUCUCUAUUUUAAUUCAACAAGAGGAUUUUAAGCUUAAAAAUUUAAUAAUUAUUCUCCAUCAUUUAUAAUAGAUUAAUAAUAUAAAUUAUUAAAAGAACCAUUAAAUCCAAUUAAUAGUCCAUUAGAUUUUGGUAAAGGAGAAGCAGAAGAAAUGAGAAAAAGAACUUAAGUUUAAUUAUGUGUAAUGAGUAUGGAAAAAAUAAAUUAUUUAAAUUAAUUUAAGUCACCAAAAAUUCAUUAAUUGAAAAAUAGAUAUUUAAAAACUUUUAAAUAAUAAUAAAGGAAAUCAGUUUCAUAAAUGUCAAUUAGUACAGCAUUAACUCCAAAAAAAAGAUUAAGUUAUUUUUCACCAGAAGCAUCUAUGAUGAGUUUAGGUAAUUUUUGA
This is a messenger RNA of Paramecium primaurelia, 1633 nucleotides long. NCBI's taxonomy places the organism in Eukaryota, Ciliophora, Oligohymenophorea, Peniculida, Parameciidae. The record is from the annotation of a GenBank genome assembly.